This is a messenger RNA of Peromyscus eremicus (cactus mouse), 1286 nucleotides long. RefSeq names its product TP53 regulating kinase (gene Tp53rk). Bases 353 to 1093 code for a protein of 246 amino acids. Gene Ontology annotation, cellular component: cytosol; EKC/KEOPS complex; nucleus. Gene Ontology annotation, biological process: protein phosphorylation. Gene Ontology annotation, molecular function: protein serine/threonine kinase activity; ATP binding. The transcript has 2 exons. The record is from RefSeq and is a predicted model, not a curated record. NCBI's taxonomy places the organism in Eukaryota, Metazoa, Chordata, Mammalia, Rodentia, Cricetidae.
AAGGAAAGUAGUAGAAAGGAGCAGAGCGUCCACAAAAGAGUUUUCCCCAAAGAGCCUCCCUCCGGCUUGGAGACGGCUCUCAAAGCCUGAGCAUCACCAACGGGCUUUCCGGAGAAAGCCGAAAGUGAGAAGCUGUUGACCGAAAGUUGCCGAGCGCUCACGGAGAUAGACGAAGAACUGCGGGAAGGGUCAAGUCGCGCGUCCCGAGAGCCCGAGCUCAGGACGGUCGCCAGGCGGAACCGCUCCGGAAGGGCGGAAGUGGGGGGCGGGACGGUGUCGUGUGGCGGAAGAGGCCCGAGGAUUUCCGAAGCGAGCGGAAGCGGCGCUGCCGGGGUCGGGCCGAGCCGGAGGCAUGGCCGAGGCGUCCUCGGAGCGGGAGGCGGAGGCCGAGGCGCUGGCCGCGGCGCGCGAGCGGAGCCGCCUCUUCCUGAGCGGCCUGGAGCUGGUGCAGCAGGGCGCCGAGGCGCGCGUCUUCCGCGGCCGCUUCCAGGGCCGCGCGGCCGUGGUGAAGCACCGCUUCCCCAAGAGCUACCGGCACCCGGCGCUGGAGGCGCGGCUCGGCCGGCGGAGGACGGUGCAGGAGGCUCGCGCGCUGCUCCGCUGCCGCCGAGCGGGGAUAGCUGCUCCAGUUGUCUUCUUCGUGGACUAUGCUUCUAACUGCUUAUAUAUGGAAGAAAUCGAAGACUCGGUGACUGUUCGCGAUUAUAUUCAGUCCACUAUGGAGACUGAGAAAGACCCCCAGUGCCUCAUGGGCUUGGCCAGGAGAAUGGGGCAGGUUCUGGCUAGAAUGCACGAUGAAGACCUCAUUCACGGGGACCUCACCACCUCCAACAUGCUCCUGAAACGGCCCCUGGAGCAGCUGCACAUUGUGCUCAUCGACUUCGGCCUGAGUUUUGUUUCGGGACUGCCGGAAGAUAAAGGCGUCGACCUCUAUGUCCUAGAGAAGGCCUUCCUCAGCACCCACCCCCACACCGAGGCCGUGUUUGAAGCCUUUCUGAAGAGCUAUGGUGCUUCCUCCAAGAAGUCCAGUCCAGUGCUGAAGAAGUUAGACGAGGUGCGCCUGAGAGGGAGAAAGCGGUCCAUGGUCGGGUAGCUGUAAUGACUGGCUUACAGGGAGAACACUGUGGACGAGGCUGGACCACAGGCUGUGGGGUCUCACAGGGAGGAUGCUGUGGACGAGGCUGGACCGCAGGCUGUGGGGUCUCACAGGGAGAACACUGUGGACGAGGCUGGACCGCAGGCUGUGGGGUCUCACAGGGAGAACGCUGUGGACGAGGCUGGACCGC